Molecule: messenger RNA, 1233 nt
Organism: Cadophora gregata
Lineage: Eukaryota; Fungi; Ascomycota; Leotiomycetes; Helotiales; Ploettnerulaceae
Exons: 2
Coding region: 1-1233 (410 amino acids)
Molecular function (GO): protein binding
Source: RefSeq, a predicted model, not a curated record
AUGGCGAACGCAUCAGACGACCCCGCAAUCCCCACGCGGCCAGGACCAGCGCGAACACAAGCACCAAAACCAGAACCCCAGGCGCAUACACCACAGACACUGCAGACAUCACAAUCACGGGAACUCCUAACCCUCCCCGACGAACUCCUCAUCAACAUCAUGUCCCAGCUGCCCCUCCAGCGCGACCUCGCCUCCAUGUGCUUGGUCUCCCGCCGCAUGAACUCCGUCGCCGACCCCGUGCUCUACAAAUCCAUCCUGUUCGACCAGCCGAAGCACCACCUCCUCUUCUCCGAAUCGCUGGUCACGAGGCCGCGACGAGGUUCUCUCAUCCAGAAUGUGAGGGUCGACUUCCCCAGUGCGGAGAUGGCGGAUAUUUUGUGUUUGACGGACACGCCGCACCCGAUUGAUCGGUUCUCGCAUACGAUUUCGACGAUGAGUAAUUUGGAGGAUUUGGUGAUUUCGGUGCCCGAGAGUUUGAGUCAUGGGAUUGGGAAUUUGUUUAAUGGGCCGUUUGAUUUGGCUUGUUUGAAGACUUGCUCCCUCUACUACCAACGCGAGGACAACGGCUACUGGGACCUCCAAGAAAACAUCCACAUCUUCGGGCACCCCACCCUCGAGCACCUCACCAUCCGGCGCGCCAAGCUCGACGAGCGCGGUUUCGAAUCCCUCGAAAAACCCUGGUACACCGGCCUCAAAACCCUCUCCCUCCUCGACUGCGACAUCCACGACGACGCGCUCGCCGACCUGCUCGUCCUCCCCGAAGCCCUCGAGGAAAUCACCAUCACGCAGCUCUCCGACCCAGAACCCGCCCUGGAGGAAAGCCCCGAGUACAUGGAAGAUUACAUUCUUUCUUGUCGCUCGGCGGGACACUCCCUCCAGAAGAUUACUAUUGAUAGUCCGUCGUUGGCGGGCAAAAAUCCGCUCAAGUUGAGGGAUUUCGAGUGUUUGACGGAAUUGAAGAUGAGGGAUCAUCAGCUCUUUGGGAUGAAGACUCCGAGGCUGCAGAGUGUGGCGUUGCCGCCGAAUUUGGAGAGGGUGGCGUUUAUUGGCGGGGUGGGGAGGGAUGAGGAGGUUUGUGAGUUGUUGUGUUAUACGAUUGAGAAUAAGGAUAUUUUUGCCAGGAAGUGGGUGGAUUUGGUGGUUACUGGGGUGCAGGGGGAGGCUGGCGAUGGGGUGGCUGAGAGGAUUAGGGAGGUUUGUGAGCCGUUUGAGGGGUUUUUGAAGAUUCAGUGA